Molecule: messenger RNA, 1679 nt
Organism: Mus musculus (house mouse)
Lineage: Eukaryota; Metazoa; Chordata; Mammalia; Rodentia; Muridae
Gene: Tnfsf13
Product: tumor necrosis factor (ligand) superfamily, member 13
Exons: 6
Coding region: 296-1021 (241 amino acids)
Biological process (GO): positive regulation of cell population proliferation; signal transduction; positive regulation of isotype switching to IgA isotypes
Cellular component (GO): membrane; extracellular region
Molecular function (GO): tumor necrosis factor receptor binding
Source: RefSeq, marked validated
GAAGGCUGGCCGCUCCUUCUGGGUGUCACGGCUGCCCUGUCCUUCCUAGAUAAUGGCACCAAAUUCUCCUGAGGCUAGGGGGGAAGGAGUGUCAGAGUGUCACUAGCUCGACCCUGGGGACAAGGGGGACUAAUAGUACCCUAGCUUGAUUUCUUCCUAUUCUCAAGUUCCUUUUUAUUUCUCCCUUGCGUAACCCGCUCUUCCCUUCUGUGCCUUUGCCUGUAUUCCCACCCUCCCUGCUACCUCUUGGCCACCUCACUUCUGAGACCACAGCUGUUGGCAGGGUCCCUAGCUCAUGCCAGCCUCAUCUCCAGGCCACAUGGGGGGCUCAGUCAGAGAGCCAGCCCUUUCGGUUGCUCUUUGGUUGAGUUGGGGGGCAGUUCUGGGGGCUGUGACUUGUGCUGUCGCACUACUGAUCCAACAGACAGAGCUGCAAAGCCUAAGGCGGGAGGUGAGCCGGCUGCAGCGGAGUGGAGGGCCUUCCCAGAAGCAGGGAGAGCGCCCAUGGCAGAGCCUCUGGGAGCAGAGUCCUGAUGUCCUGGAAGCCUGGAAGGAUGGGGCGAAAUCUCGGAGAAGGAGAGCAGUACUCACCCAGAAGCACAAGAAGAAGCACUCAGUCCUGCAUCUUGUUCCAGUUAACAUUACCUCCAAGGCAGACUCUGACGUGACAGAGGUGAUGUGGCAACCAGUACUUAGGCGUGGGAGAGGCCUGGAGGCCCAGGGAGACAUUGUACGAGUCUGGGACACUGGAAUUUAUCUGCUCUAUAGUCAGGUCCUGUUUCAUGAUGUGACUUUCACAAUGGGUCAGGUGGUAUCUCGGGAAGGACAAGGGAGAAGAGAAACUCUAUUCCGAUGUAUCAGAAGUAUGCCUUCUGAUCCUGACCGUGCCUACAAUAGCUGCUACAGUGCAGGUGUCUUUCAUUUACAUCAAGGGGAUAUUAUCACUGUCAAAAUUCCACGGGCAAACGCAAAACUUAGCCUUUCUCCGCAUGGAACAUUCCUGGGGUUUGUGAAACUAUGAUUGUUAUAAAGGGGGUGGGGAUUUCCCAUUCCAAAAACUGGCUAGACAAAGGACAAGGAACGGUCAAGAACAGCUCUCCAUGGCUUUGCCUUGACUGUUGUUCCUCCCUUUGCCUUUCCCGCUCCCACUAUCUGGGCUUUGACUCCAUGGAUAUUAAAAAAGUAGAAUAUUUUGUGUUUAUCUCCCACACAGCCCCAAAUUCUUUUGUUGUGUGUGCGAAGGGGGUUUUGCGCACUGUGCCAAGCCUUGUCCACUGGAAUGCAUCCAGAACAGCAGCACCAUCUAGCGGCAGGUUGAGGAAAGACUAUGGUCUCUGCUAGGGAAAACCUUAUCCAACUCUUCAAGUACCCUCUGCUUCAAUUAACAAGAAGCCCGGCUUUCAGUAUUUCACCUAUUGCGUCCAAAUUCUUGUUACUAUCUAGAAAAAGAUAUAUGUUAGGUGCCUCGAUAUGCAUGCCAUUCAUCCUCCCCAUUCUCCUAUACACUUCCGAGCUGGGCACUGAGCUUUACGCCUUAAAUCACAGUACUCGGGAGGCAGAUCUCGAUGAGUUCGAGGCCAACUUGGUCUAAAUAGUGAGUUCCAGGCCACCCAGGGGUUACAAUGGUGAGACCCUGUCUCAAACAAACUAACAAACAAAUAAACGAAAGGCUCUCCACG